ACCGCUUGCCCUAGAGGCUCGAGUGCGCGUGCGCUGUUCGCCUGUCCUUUUCCGGCGUCUCUAGGAGAGUGUAGAGAUAGGGAAACAUGGUUGCCUGUCAGUUCCGGUUCCCCAUCCAGGUUCCGCCAUUUGAGUGGCCAGCAUUUAGUCCUAUACAUGAAGUAUAAGCGCUCUUUCGCCUAUCAGUGUCAGUAGCCUGUUCAUAAGAUGAUAAAAAAAGCUUGAAGAAAAUAAUAUGGCUAAAUUAGGGCAUUUGGACUAGUUCUCCGGCCCGCACCGUGUACAAAGAAGGGUGUUACGUUUCCAUCCUAGAGGUUAUUGAGAUACAGUGACGCCAUUCAUCAGUCCCCCCUCCGCCCCCUGCCCGGGAGCACGAACUCACGACGACUUCCAGGCGAUAAGCUCGCUCGCUUUCCGUUUUGUAUUUUCCUUUGGCCUCCCGCUAGGGUCAACUGACAACCCGAAGUGUAAGCUAGCGUAAGUGUAAGUCUUGCUAUCCUGACUCCCUUAAGCGGCACGUGGAAGGAGGGCGGGGCACGGCGCCGACGCUCUGACCGCUUCCGUCCCCUUAUUGGACAAGCCUUGGCCGACGUAACGGCCGCGGUGGAAGCAACGAGGGCUUCGAUUGGCUAGGUGAAGCUCCGCCCCUGAUAAGGCCGGUUAGCGUCUCACGGCAGGCCAGGGUUGCCUGGCAACGGGAGGCCUCGGCCUUGACUUCGGAAAGGGAAGCCGUUGUCGUGGUGAUCGAGGGGCCGUUCGCGGUUGCGGGUUAUUCCUUCUUCCCAUUACACUGCCCUACCCCUCAGAAUCCAACUCAUCAGAAGUGCUAAAGCAUCUGAACCCACUGUCAGAAAUAUCAAAAACUGCCUCCCCAUCUAAAGCUCUCCAGCAGAAAACAUGACGACAGAGUUGCUCUUUUCAUCCUAUGAGCGAAUCGAUUCAAGCCGCUCCAAAAAGCAGACUCUCCGAGUGCCCUUAAGGAUCUUGGAUCCUGGUCGGACGAAACUGACCACUGUGGAGACAAAGAGGAUCAUAUCUGUCUUGGAUGAGACCAUCUUUAAGGUGGAGCUGGUCAGCGUGUUCUCCCAUGUCCUUGAGAACCUUGACGAGUUUAGCACCGUCUUAGGUCCUGACCUCACUGGAGCCUUCAGAGAACAUCUGCGACUCUCAAACAUGCUGGAAGCUACACUCUUUCGCCUGGAGGAAGAAGAUAUUUUGUAUAUAGGCAGCAGUAAAGAAACUUUCUUUGGCAUCGCGGAUCCUGAUGGUCACCUUACUUUGCAGGCUCAAGGUCUCAAAAGUUCUGUCCGAAACAUUGUACGCCUGCUUUAUGCCAAUACGGUCGCUUGUCAAGCCCUGAGAGACAUUGCUCAUACCAGAGACCCAUCUGUCCAAAAAUUCAUUAAAAGUAUUUCCAAGCUGAGGGAGUUCCUCUUUGAGCAACUCCUCACCACCCCGCUAGAAGAAAAAGAAAAAAAACGGUUUCUGCAUGAAACCUCUCAGAGGGAGAAGAAAAAUACAGAGACCUUGGCAGCUCUGGAAGAUGAAUUGACUGCAGCCAUCCAGAACAGGGAUGAGGAGAUUUCCAAGAAGAAUGCCACCAUCAAAGACCUGAAAACCCACCUGCAUAAUCUGGCCAAGUUCUCUGAAAGCCAAAUCCAGCGCACCAGAACGGAGGCAGAGAAACAGCACAAGGCGGAGGUACGCAGUUCUCAGGCAAAAUGUGCCAAGUUACAACAGGAACUGCAUCAGCUACGAGGCCAAUUCAACACCCUGGUUUCUGAGAAUCGGGAGUUGGAACUAAACCUUCGGAAGAAGAAAUACAAGGUGGAAAUGGAGAUAGAAAAUUGGGUCCAAAAAUACGAUAUAGAGAUGAUCGAAAAGCAGGAAGAGAUUGAGGAGAUUGAGGAGGUCUACGUGGUGGAGAAGCAGCAGCUGGCAGAGCUGCGGGAGAAAUUUGCCCGGCUGGAUGAGGAAUACGGCCAGAUCUUGGAGGAGAGGAAGGUGAAGCAGGAGCAGAAGGAAAAAGAUGAGAAGGAGCUCGCCAUCCUGGCCCGAGCUGCUACUCUUAUCCAAGCCGUGUGGAAGGGCUACCUGGUGAGGUCACUAUUGCGGACCAAAAGGAAGAAGAAGGGGAAGGGGAGGAAGAGCGUCAGCAGGAAGUGAGCUUUGGUGGUGAGGCUGCCCUGGGCAGCUCUGAAGAGAUGGAGCCCUCCUGAGGGUGGGAUGUUCUUUAAUAAAGCUGAUCAUUUAAAAAAGAUGGAGAUGUAGUAAAGCUGUAUCAUUUCUCCCAGCCUGAAAUCGCUCUUGCCUUGAAUAGAAAGGGGAGGAGCAUCUCAGAGAGCUUCAGACUACAGAUCUCUUUCUCGAUCUCCAUGCUUCUCUUUGAUCCAGGACAUUCAGCCUUGUAUCCUCCAAAUGUCAUCCCCCGUAUCCAAGAAUACAUACAAAGAAAAAGCAGAUGGAACGUACUGGCCGAGAACCUCAGGAAUAAACUGAGCACGCUUGUUUGGGUGAUAAAAAGGGAGGGCAGAAUUGGGGAGGGCUGACAAACCAACCAGCCCUUCAGCACCCUUUGAUUUCUCAUUGUUAGUUGCUGCCAUUUCUUCCCACUUGGUUUUGAUUUCAGAAGUACAUUAGGCGACAAGGUGUCUUCAAACAGCACAGCGAAGGAGAGGCAGUUUGAUUCCCUUGUUUUCAGUUACCCCAUUUGCUAGCCAAACAUGCCCAACUCUGGCAUGGCACUUCUUUAAGCUGACCUCUUCCCAAAUGUGGAUUGCACUUUUGGGACCCAGGCCGAAGAGAGUUCCAUAAGCUAAGGGCUGGGUUCUUGUUUGAUCCUGCUCCCGUAGUGCUAACCCAGCCCAACUGGUGCAAAAUAGAACAGAAUCACCCACAAACCUCUUUUUCUCUCUCCUCGUCUAAUCAGCACUCAACUCUCCCUGCUUUGCUAAGAGCCGCCUCUGUCGUUCCCGAUUCCUUAUUGGAUUUGAUUCCUACACACCGAACGAACCACCGGCAUGUGAUUUUGCACCCGCUGGGAUAACUUCACCAUUUUAUUAUCAUUUCACCCUGUCCCAG
This is a messenger RNA of Python bivittatus (Burmese python), 3081 nucleotides long. It is a transcript of the gene DRC10, whose product is annotated as dynein regulatory complex subunit 10. Gene Ontology annotation, molecular function: protein binding. The record is from RefSeq and is a predicted model, not a curated record. NCBI's taxonomy places the organism in Eukaryota, Metazoa, Chordata, Lepidosauria, Squamata, Pythonidae.